AUGGCGCUUACAACUGUCGCUAUUAUUUUUCUCUCUCUACUUUCAGCUUGCAGCCACGGAAGUCCUCUUAACAAAAAGCAUGCCAUCGUUGAAUUGGACAAUCAAGUCCGCAUUCACGGAGCAUCUGCCGGCAAUAUCGAGUCGUUCCUCAACAUACGCUUCGCAAAGGAUACCGGUGGCAGCAAUCGUUUUGCCCCCCCCGAACCAUACAGCUAUCCGUACGGCUCAGUGAUAAAUGCCACUCGGCCUGGUGCAGCUUGCCCCCAGCAAAAAGUUCCCCUCCAAGGACUUGAGCUUUUUGACAAUGUUACACACAUUUCAGAAGACUGCCUCACUCUACGUGUCGAUCGACCAGCCAAUACAUCAAGUACAUCCAAGCUUCCUGUUAUGGCAUACAUCUAUGGUGGUGGAGAUUCCAUCGGCCAAAUUUAUGAUUCAAUAUACGAGCCAGGCCCCUUGAUCUCCAACGCCGUUCAACGGGGUUUCCCUGUGGUUUAUGUGGCUAUGAACUACCGCGUCGGCGUAUUUGGCUUUGCUGCUUCACCCGCUUUGAACGCAACGGACUCUCUUAAUGUGGGCCUCCUUGACCAGCGACUCGGUCUCUCUUGGGUGCAGCAGCACAUUUCGGCUUUCGGUGGUGACCCUGAUAAUGUCACUAUCUUUGGAGAGAGUGAUGGAGCUACUGGAGUUGGCCUUCAGAUAACCGCAUAUGGCGGUGAUAUUCAGAAGACCCCAUUCAAAAGGGCCAUCAUGCAAUCAGGCAGCCCCGCUUCAGACUUAGGCACUGCCAGCAAUAUAUCUGCAGUGCGUACAGGUGAGCUUAUAAAGAAAGUCAACUGCACAUCCUCAGCCAGUGAGGCCGAGUUUGCUUGCCUGCGAAAGCUGCCGCUUAACAUACUGCUCUCAGCUGCGGUAGAAUAUGAGUUCAGCGUGACAAGUUCUGGGUUCGAUGCCUUUAUACCGACCUCUCCGUCGACCUUUAUUCCUGACAGCCCUUCAACACUCUUAACCAGUGGUCGAUUUGCCCGUGAUAUUGACAUUAUCGCUGGCUGGACUGAAGACGAUCAGUCAUUUUUUACGCCAACCACGCUUAACUCAACCACAGAUCUUGUUGAGUUCAUUUACUCUCAGUUUCCAGCCUUUUCAGAAAGGAAUGUUCAGAGGGUUCUUUCUCUAUACCCUGUUACAUCUUUCUCUGGCAUGCCUGCCAAGAAUAUUUCGGCUCAGUAUUUCCGUGCAAGCCGAAUGAUUCGAGAUGCACAGGAUGCUUGCCCAAGUCUGCAUAUGGUGCGAAUGAAUCAUAAAUACUCAGACGAGAAGACCUCGAACUAUCUCUACGUUUUGAAUCAGACCCUAUUUGCUCCACUGUUCGCCGAGGCGGGGACCCCCUAUCUCGGCGUUCCACAUUUCAGUGAUAUUCCCUAUGUCUUUAAUCUGGCGAACACCAGAUACUCUUUCCUGGCCUCACCAGCGGAUCGAAAGCUGUCCACAGAAAUGAGCAGCAGCUGGGCUUCCUUCGCUGCUUUUGGAGAACCUUCUGGAAGACAUGGGACAAUAUUCAACUGGUACGACGCCAUGAAUCAAAGUUCGCAGGGUCAAUAUAACCUUCGAGUCCUCGGCGGCCCUAACGAAGGUGCUGAAGCAAUUGGGCAUGGCAAGAAUUUCUAUGAAGAACUGGCUAGGAGAUGUGACUUCUGGAACUCUGCAGAAGUACUUCGAGAGAUGGCAGUCUGA
Messenger RNA from Penicillium samsonianum, 1734 nucleotides. Its product is annotated as carboxylesterase. NCBI's taxonomy places the organism in Eukaryota, Fungi, Ascomycota, Eurotiomycetes, Eurotiales, Aspergillaceae. The transcript has a single exon. The coding region runs from base 1 to 1734 and encodes 577 amino acids. The record is from RefSeq and is a predicted model, not a curated record.